Messenger RNA from Colletotrichum abscissum, 849 nucleotides. RefSeq lists its product as uncharacterized. Gene Ontology annotation, molecular function: zinc ion binding; oxidoreductase activity, acting on single donors with incorporation of molecular oxygen; ferrous iron binding. The record is from RefSeq and is a predicted model, not a curated record. Bases 1 to 849 code for a protein of 282 amino acids. NCBI's taxonomy places the organism in Eukaryota, Fungi, Ascomycota, Sordariomycetes, Glomerellales, Glomerellaceae. The transcript has a single exon.
AUGGCACUUCCACAGAAGAUUCGCGGCCCUUCCCUUUUCAUCAGCCAUGGAGCUGGCCCCCUCCCCCUUAUCCACCCAGGCUUGGAGGAUUUCCGGCAGCAAGUCGCCAAAUUGGGUAGUAGGCUCAAUGGAGUCAAAGGAAUUAUCCUACUUUCAGCGCAUUGGGAAACCGAUGAGCCCGAGAUCACGGCUCUUGCAGACCCUGGUCUCUACUUCGACUACGGAACUGUGGCCGCAGCCCAAGCCCUUGUUCCACCUGAGGCCUACGAGACCAGGUACCCCAUCCUUGGAAACACAACAUUAGCCGCGGAAAUCAACCAACGCCUCCUGGAUUGCGGCUUCAGACCGGUUCUCGACUAUAAGAGAGGCUUGGAUCACGGUGUCUUUGUCCCGCUCAAGAUCAUGCGGCCCAAGGCAGACAUACCUGUUGUCCAGGUAUCUGUUCUCACUGGAAAGGACGAGGAGGAGGCCACAGACAAGAACCUGCGUCUAGGUCGCGCCUUGGAGUACUUCAGAGACUUCGGAUACGCCAUAAUGGGGAGCGGCGGGUCGUACCACGACUUCAUGACCAUGAAAGACGUUCUCCAAGGCUCUGGCAAAAUUCCCUCGGGGACUGAGGAGUUUGAAAGCUACCUCGAAUCUACGGCGGCAAUUUCUGAUGCAAACACUCGCGAGGAGGCUCUUAGGCGCUGGCGGGACACCCCGUCAAGCUAUGUGGCUCACGUGAAAGCCGAGGCUGAGCAUUUUUGGCCGUUUCUUGUUGCAGCUGGCAGUGGCGGGGACGUUUCUGGGCAGCGAAUCCUCAAACUUCUUUCCCAGGGCUUACCAAUGAGCUUCUACGAGUGGUGA